This is a messenger RNA of Pan troglodytes (chimpanzee), 2170 nucleotides long. RefSeq names its product TATA-box-binding protein-associated factor 11-like protein 11. The transcript has 3 exons. Gene Ontology annotation, cellular component: transcription factor TFIID complex; nucleus. Lineage: Eukaryota; Metazoa; Chordata; Mammalia; Primates; Hominidae. Bases 1047 to 1643 code for a protein of 198 amino acids. Gene Ontology annotation, molecular function: protein heterodimerization activity; RNA polymerase II general transcription initiation factor activity. The record is from RefSeq and is a predicted model, not a curated record. Gene Ontology annotation, biological process: RNA polymerase II preinitiation complex assembly; transcription initiation at RNA polymerase II promoter.
CUCGCUGGCCUCCUGCAGGGCGCCAAUGGCCGCGCUCUGGAAGCGCAGGUCCGGCCUGAUGGCCUGGGCGAUCUCGCGCACCAGGCGCUGGAAGGGCAGCUUGCGCAGGAGCAGCUGCGUGGACUUCUGGUACUUUCUGAUUUCCCGCAGCGCCAGGGUGCCAGGCUUGUAGCGGUGAGGCUUCUUGAUCCCUCCUGUAGGCGGCGCCCUUUUUCUGGCGGCUUUGGUGGCCAGGGGCUUCCUGGGGGCCUGCCAGGCGGUGGCUUUGCGGGCGGUCUGCUUGGUGCCUGCCAUGUUGUGGGGCCUUGUGCUCUCUCCUCUCUGAGGCUGAGCCUGGCCUGCUGCAGGCAGUACUGGCGUCAGAAAACAAGGGCAGUGGUGCUGUGGACAGGAUUCAGAGAGCCUUUUCUUUAUUGUUGUGAAAUGUGAACUUUGCAAUUCUGUGAGGAAGACUGAAUUCUGAAAUGCCCCUGGCAUUUCCCACCACUCAGAGACUUGCCCUGUGUCUGCCCCUCCCUUGAGUGUGGGUGGAACCAUGAAUUGAUGAGCCCGGCCAAAUCCCUGAAUAGAUUAGGGAUAUCCUGAACCAAUGGCUGCUAUGGGCUGGGUCUAAUUCAAUCAUCUGAGCUCUUUAUAAGGGAGGACUGAACCUCCUUGAAAUUACACUCCCCUGUGGGAGAUUCCCCAGCACUGGCUGUGCACACCCAGGGAGCCUCACAGCCGAGACCUGGGCAACACUUGUAGGAGCUGAGAGCAUCCUCACGGCAGCAGGCAGAACCAACAAGUGGCCCUGGGGCUCACAACCCUAAGGCAUUGAAUUCUGCCACUAACUCGAAUGAGAUCCAAGCCAGACCCUUCUCAGGUGAAGGUGACGACCACACAGCCAGACCCAUCCUGGAGGUCCCUCAUGUGACUCUGAGCAGGAGGCAGUCACUUGGCCUAGCAGAACUUCUGACCUGUUCUCAUUGCAGAUCCGUAAUCGAACCACCCCAGUCAGAACUUCUGCCUCUACAGCUGCUGUCGUGGAGCAGACUUGAAUCUCACCCAUGGAGACAGGCAGGCAAAGAGAUGCCUCUGCUGAGAUGUUCGCCAUGCCCCGAGGCCUGAAGGGCAGCAACAAGGAUGGAAUCCCUGAGGAACUAGAUGGGAAUUUGGAAGAACCCAGGGAUGAGGAAAGUGAGCUCAGGAGUCAGGAUGUCAUGGACCUCACAGAAGGUGACAAUGAAGGGUCAGCCUCAGCUCCUCCUGCACCCAAAAGGCAGAAAACAGAUACCAAGGAGAAGAAGGAGAGGAAGCCCACCAUGGAUGCAGAGGAGGCUCAGAGGAUCACAACCCUGCUUUCUGCCAUGUCUGAGGAGCAGCUGUCCUGCUACGAAGUGUGUCGCCGGUCAGCUUUCCCAAAAGCACGCAUUGCAGCUCUGAUGCAGUCCAUCACUGGCAGAUCGGUGUCUGAGAACACCGCCAUUGCUAUGGCUGGAAUAGCCAAGGUCUUUGUCGGAGAGGUGGUGGAAGAGGCCCUGGACGUGUGCGAGAUGUGGGGAGAGAUGGCCCCGCUGCAGCCCAAGCAUUUAAGGGAGGCUGUUCACAGGUUAAAGCCCAAGGGCCUCCUCCCCAACAGCAACUACAAAAAAAUCAUGUUCUAGGCUCAAGGCCAGGGGGAAGGGUCUGUUUGUGCAGGAAUAAGUAUCGCAUUCAUCUUCCAAUGAGAGGACUGCGUUUGCUGGAGCUUCCUUAUCUCAGUCCACCCUGGAUUUACCCAGGAUCUUAGUGUCUGAAACUGUGAAGUUGACCGUACCUAGGUGAAGACAGCAGGUUGUUUCAUAGGAGCCUUGGCUAAAUAUUUGGACAUUUUAAUGGUGUGUUGAGGUAUUUUUCUCUGUCUUUCUAGUUGGAAGAAUCAAGGUGCCUGGGCCUAGAGCAUCCUGUGGACAGGUAGCUGCAUCCAGAGAGGGAAGCCCUUCCCAGGAGAUUUGUAUGGUUUCAUGCUGAAGCCUGGUGUAGCUGUGUCUUAGCUUGUAUGCUUAUAUCUGGGUUUCAGUAAUUGAAGCUUCCAGAAAUGUUUCCCAAUUGUUGUUCUUCUGUACAUUUUCAAUGCUCAUAUGUAUUUUUGUGAGUCAUCACAAAAGCAGUUAAACUGUUUUCCAAACUUCAGAAAUAAAAAUAAAUUCAC